Molecule: messenger RNA, 3396 nt
Organism: Epithele typhae
Lineage: Eukaryota; Fungi; Basidiomycota; Agaricomycetes; Polyporales; Epitheliaceae
Exons: 5
Coding region: 1-3396 (1131 amino acids)
Source: RefSeq, a predicted model, not a curated record
AUGAUCGGACGUAUUACCAGGAGCAUGACUCGCGGAACGACCGCUGCCCCCGCCCCUCGCGUCGCCGCCGCUGCCGCUCCCAUCCCCACCCUCACCACCGCCCCCACGAAGAAGGUCAAGGCCAAUGUCGCGAGCCGUGCGGCGAAGAAGUUCGUCGAGACCGCGAAGAAGGUCGCCACGAGCCGCAAGGUCGCCCGCGCCGACCACCCCCAAGCCGAAGCAGGGCCGUCCUCAGCCAUCGCAGGGACCACCACGGCCGACGAUCCCCAACCACCCGUCGCCCCGAAGGCGACUCGGGCUCGCAAGGCGUCGCAGCCCAAACCCAAGGCCGACGCGCAGAAAAGCGCCGCCUCCGAACAGGCGAAGACCGCAGCCCCUGCGGCCGAGCUCGAGGCCCCCGCAGCUCCCGCCGCAGGUGCGGCGCGCAAGCGCAAGACGUCUGUGGUAGAGAAGGACGACGUGGAGACGCAAAGCGUCCCCGAACCGGCAGAGGCGAAGAAGAGGAAGCGGACCACGUCCACCGGGUCCACCAAGUCCACCCAGGUCACCAAGGCCGCAAAAAAUUCCCCACCCUUGGCUGACCCGUUCAUUCUCCAUUUGCCCUCUACAUCUCCGAACCCCCGUCUUCCACCUUUCCCCGAGGCGCCCGCCUACCAAUCCCACCUCCCAUGGGCAGGGCGUCCGGAGCGGCCGUCGCUGGCCACCGUCAACCUCCCCGUUCCUCCCGCUCCCGCUCCCAUCCCCGCUCCCACCUCCACGCCGACCCGCCCUCGUGCACGCAAGACCCUCGCCGACUACGAGGCGCUCCAGCAGUCCGUCAACGCGCUCACCGCCGCCGGCGGGCUCGCGGACCCGGAGAUCAUCCGCCAAUUUGAGAACCUCGACGAGCCGUAUAUUCUCCUCAACGGCGACCUGGAGAACAACAACAAGAAGGCGCUCGUCAGCGUGCUCGACAAGAGCCUCAACCCGCUCUGGCCCGCCAUCGCCUGGGUGCGCCGGGACAUGGACUUCUACCUCGCCGACGUCCGGGAAGAGCACCACAAGGCGCGUCAGGCGGCUGGGCGUCCGGAAUCGAACUCCCAUAAGGACAUCGAGCUCGGGGAGAGCAGCGACGAGGACGACUGGAAGGACGAGGAGGAGCGCCUCACGAGCCUGAUCCACAUGCAUCAACAAGAGGACACAGGGCCUGACUACGGCCCGAUCGUCCAGCCGAGCGAAGAUGAGAUCCGGCGCGACCAGCCCCAACUCGCCGCUCGGCUAUUGGCCAAGCAGGAGAUCGAGCGGAGGCGUGCGUCGCAGGGGCUCGCCCGCGAUGCGGACAAAGCGGACGGCCGCGGGAAGCCCCGCAAGAGCAAGAGCAAGGGCAGGAGCAAGGGCAGGCAAUCGGGCUCGUCUCCCGACACCUUGGAAGCCCUGAAGAACCAGUACCGUGGGUCUGCCAUACGUUUCUUCGCAGCCAACGACAACGAGAUCGAGCAAGUCGCGAUCGAGCCCCGGAGCGAGCGAGCGUACCGCUACUUCAAGCGGCCGGAAGGCAGGGCGAAUGUUGCCGGGGUGCGGGGCACGCGGGUGCAGAACAUCUACGGCGCCGCCUACUUCCGCACGCACGCCGUGAGGGCGCCCCCGACGCUCGGCUGGUCCUACCAGGGUGUGACCACCCGCGUCUUGGUCGCACCGCCGUUCCCUCUUCCUCCGCUCGAAGAAACGCCCCCGCCUGAGGACCCAGAGCCUUCGUUGCCCGAUGGUUCGACGCCUGCUAGGCGGCAGGGCCUUCAGCGCUGGGGUGCGUUCUACGACGAAAAGUCCAACCAACCCGCAGCUCUCCCGGAGCCAUCCACCCCUACUUCUCCUACCUCCGCCACCUCCGCCCCCACGACUCCCCCGCAGCAAGGCGGCGAGGAGACCCCAGCACCGAAGACACGGCGGCGGGGCCAGCCCCUCCAGCGUUACAACGCGGUCAUCAUCACUCACCGCCCGGCGCUCGACUCGCCCUCCGUCCUCCCAACCCUCGACUCGCCCUCCGCCCUCCCGGCCCUCGAGUCCUCGCCCUCCGCCCUGACAACACUCGACACCCCUGGCACCGGCAGCGGCGCUGGGACCGCGCGGCCGUUCUCCCCUACCGAAUUCGCACGCCUGCUCGGCGUCGAGCCCGAGCCCGAGCCCGCCGUCCCAAGCCCCUCACACUCCCCCACCGAUCCCCCCCGCGCCCCGUCUCCGGCGCUCACGUCCACGCCCCCGCCCCCGCGCCCCGCCCUCCAGCGCAACUACUCGAUGAACAACGUCACCUCUCCCACCCCCCCGGGCCCCGUCGAGCAGGACCCGUACCAGACCUCGCGCGAGUACUUCCGGGAGCGCUACCCGUCGCCCGGGCUCGCCUUCGACUUCGGGGCGCUGGACCCCGAGGCGGAGCUGGGCGCGGACGAGCGCACGCCGCUCGCGUCCCCGACGCUCGAGAGCGACUUCGACUUCACGUUCUCGGCGGCGACGCCGCCGCAGCCGCGCGUGCACCCGCUCACGGGCGAGACCGUCGUCCGCCGCGGGGACUGGGCGGACGCGGAGGCGGCGGAGGACGCGCGCCGGCGCGCGCGGUGGGCGGCGCAGGCGCAGGCGCAGGCCGAGGCCGCGGCGCAGAGGGAGGAGGCGGUGCAGAAGAGGAAGAUGGAGGAGGCGGCGAGGCGGGCUAAGAAGCAGACGAAGGGGCUCAAGCUCGAGCGCUCGGAGUCGCAGCCGGGGCUGAGUGCCCUGUUUGGCGCGAAGAAGCGUGGGCGCACGCCCGCGGCGUCGGGUUCGAGGAGCGGCGCGCCUUCGCUCCUGGCUGGCUCGUCGGCGGCCUCCGAGCACAAGACCAAGACCCCGCACCGGACGUCCUCGCUGGGCUCGAACGCGCAGGCUGGCCCGUCGACGGCGGGCAGGACCCAGACGAAGACCCAGAAGCUCAGGAUCGAGCCGACGCUCCCCGCCACCCCCACGCACUCGGACGUCUUCGUCACGAUCCCGCAGCCCGCGCCGACGAGGUCGCUCGAGUGGCUCUCGCCCAUCGCCGCCUCCUCGACGCCAAAGGGCAGCGGGAAGGGCAAGGCACCCGCCGUGCUCGUCCCCGCGACGCCGCAACGCGCGCGCGUGGACGAAGGCGAGGACAGCUUGGAACGGAGCGCGGCGGCGCGAGUGGCCGGCUCGGACGAUACGGACGCGGACCUGGAGGAGGUGGAGAAGAGCCUCGAGCUCGCUGCCCCGCCGUCGCCGUUCAAAUCUGACCCGGCCAGCGCAGGCGUGCCGGAAGCGAAGCGCGUGCCCACGGCGAAGCGCGGCCGAGAUGAGUUUGAGGAGGACCUGCCGGUCGUCGAUGCGCACGACAAGGACCUCCGCCCGACGAAGAAGCUCCGAAGGGAGUUGUAG